UCCGGUAGCCGGAAGUAAGCAGGUGUGGAAGGCGCAGGGUUUCGACAAAAACGAGCGGCGACAGUCCCACCGCAGGGUCUAUGGCAGAGGCGGUGAGGCCCCCGCGCCGGGCCAAGGCCAAGGCCAGCCGGACUAAAACCAAGGAAAAGAAGAAAUAUGAAACCCUUCAGAGGGAAGAGCCUGCUGAAGUGUCCCUUCCAAAAACCUCCAGAGAGCUGGAAGUCCCUACUCCAGCUUGUGAGUUCAAAGAAGACCAUCUGAAGGUGUUAACUGAGUCCCAGCUCCAGAAUGAUGCCAGUGGACAAAAUGAGAGUGAAAUGUUUGAAGUACCACUCACCUCCUUAACUAUAAGCAAUGAAGAGUCUCUGACCUGUGACAUGGAGACUCUAAAGGAGGGGGAGGCGACCAGGGCCUGUGUUGGGGAUGAUGCAGUCAGGCCGAAGGGCGACCCUGGCGACAGUGUUGGAACCAAAGUAGAAAUCCCUGAGAACUUUACAGAAAUAGAGGAAGAUAAAUUGGUACAAAGUGGACCUUUAGAAAGCACACUGCAACCUGAUGUUUCUUAUAUUCAGCAGGAAAUGGAAAAUUUACAGGUCAGAGAAACUCAGAACAGGAAAGGCAAAGAAGCCUUGAAUCUUUCUUCAGAGGUGCUGCAGAAUGUUGGCUUGCAGAGUUCUUGUGAAGCCAAAGACAUUUUUCAGCCACCCAGAGUGAAAAAACUGUAUCCCCAGUUGCCAGCCGAAAUUGCUGGGGAUGUACCAGCUUUGGUGGCAGUGAAAUCCUUGCUUUGUAAUGAGCGACUCUACCCAGAGCUUCCAUCUCAACCAGAAGUAGUACCAUUUACUAAAGAGCAGCUAAAAAUCUUUGAGCCUGGUUCAUGGCUGGAAAAUGUUGAGUCCUAUUUGGAAGAAUUUGACAGUAUGGCUCAUCAGGACAGGCAUGAAUUUCAUGAGUUGCUUUUGAACUACUCACGAUGUAGGAAGCAGCUGCUGCUGGCUGAAGCCGAGCUCCUUGCCCUAACGUCUGAUUGCCAAAAUGCUAAAAGUCGACUAUGGCACUUCAAGGAGGAACAGUUGUCUGUACAGGGUAUCUGCGCAGAUCAAGUGAAAGUUUCAGGCUAUCAUCGCUACCAGAGAGUGGAGAUGAAUGAAAACGCCCUGGGAGAGCUAAAAAAGCUGUUUGAUGCCAAAUCUGAGCAUCUCCACCAGACCCUGGCUCUGCAUUCUUAUACUUCUGUGCUCUCACGGUUGCAAGUGGAGUCUUACAUCUAUACGUUACUCAAUAGUUCAGCUCUUCUGAGAUCUAUAGCAAUUCAUCAGGAAGGCCGAGCUUCUAAACAGAUAGACAGCAUUCCCUCUGAUCUUUGUCAGCUAAAGGAGUGCAUUAGUGUCUUAUUCAUGUUCACCAGGAGAGUUAAUGAAGAUACUCAGUUCCAUGACGAUAUUCUCCUAUGGCUUCAGAAAUUGGUAUCAGUGUUACAAAGAGUUGGCUGUCCUGGAGAUCACCUCUUCCUUCUAAACCAUAUUCUUCGAUGCCCGGCUGGUGUUAGUAAAUGGGCUGUUCCUUUCAUCCAGAUCCGAGUGUUGAAUAACCCCUCAGGGGUCUUUCAUUUUAUGCAGUCCCUUGCCCUGCUAAUGUCUCCUGUCAAAAACCGAGCAGAAUUUCUGUGCCACAUGAAGCCCAGUGAGCGGAAGCCAUCCUCCUCAGGGCCUGCGUCAGGGAUGUGGACACUAGUAGACGAGGGAGGAGAAGAGGACGAAGACCCCGAGACCAGUUGGAUUCUCCUUAAUGAAGAUGACUUGGUUAUUCUUUUAUCACAGUUUCCAUUUCAUGACCUCUUUCAGCAUCUUCUUGGGUUCAAAGCAAAAGGUGAUUAUUUACCUGAAACAACAAGACCUCAAGAGAUGAUGAAAAUUUUUGCCUUUGCUGACUCCUUAGUGGAACUUUUGGCUGUGGGGUUAGAAACUUUUAAUAGAGCACGCUAUAGGCAGUUUGUCAAGCGAAUUGGUUAUAUGAUCAGGAUGACCCUUGGUUAUGUGAGUGACCAUUGGGCACAGUAUGUGAGCCACAACCAAGGCUCAGGAUUGGCCUUGCAGCCCUAUUCCAUGGAGAAACUACAGGUGGAGUUUGAUGAACUGUUUUUGAGAGCUGUCCUACAUGUGCUGAAAGCCAAAAGACUUGGCAUUUGGCUGUUUAUGUCAGAAAUGCCGUACGGGACCUUGUCUGUCCAGAUGCUCUGGAAGCUUUUCUACCUCAUGCACCAGGUGGAGAGUGGGAAUCUGGAAAAGCUCUGCACUGCCCUCCCGCCUGCUGAGUGCAAGAAGCACCUCCAAGACCCAGAACAUUUUGUGAACUUUGAGAAGUGUCUUUCUUCCAUGAAUAGCUCAGAAGAGAUUUGCCUUCUAACUACUUUUGCUCAGAUGGCUCAGGCCAGAAGAACCAAUGUGGAUGAAGACUUCAUAAAAAUUAUUGUUCUAGAGAUAUAUGAGGUAUCUUACGUCACUCUGUCCACAAGAGAAACCUUUUCAAAAGUUGGCCGAGAGCUUUUAGGGGCCAUCACAGCUAUUCACCCAGACAUAAUUUCUGUCCUUCUGGAUAGAGUUCAAGACACCAUUGACCAGGUUGGAAUGGUCUCUUUAUACUUGUUUAAAGAACUGCCUUUAUAUCUUUGGCGACCUUCUGCCUCUGAGAUAGCUGUGAUUCGGGAUUGGUUAUUGAAUUAUAACCUGACGACGGUGAAGAAUAAAUUGGCCUGUGUUAUUCUAGAAGGACUGAAUUGGGGAUUUGGUGAACAGACGACUCUUCAUCUGGAUCAAGCAGUCCAUGCUGAAGUAGCUUUAAUGAUUCUUGAAGCAUACCAGAGGUACCUUUCACAGAAGCCAUAUGCUGGGCUUCUUUCUGAAAGUAUGAAGCAGGUUUCAUAUUUGGCCAGUAUUGUUCGAUAUGGAGAGACACCUGAGACCUCAUUUAACCAAUGGGCCUGGAACUUGAUCUUGAGAUUAAAACUGCACAAAAAUGAUUAUGGAUUACAACAGAACUGUGCAACUGUUCCCUUCUCCCGCACUGUGCCCGAAAUGACUGAGUCACCCACGUUUCAUCCUCUCUUGAAGGCUGUUAAGGCGGGCAUGCCCAUUGGCUGUUAUCUGGCCUUAGCUAUGACGGCCGUGGGCCACAGCAUUGAGAAGUUCUGUGCAGAAGGCAUCCCACUCUUGGGAAUUUUGGUCCAGUCGAGGCAUUUGAGAACAGUGGUCCAUGUCCUGGAUAAGAUUCUGCCUUUGUUCUACCCUUGCCAGUAUUACCUUCUAAAGAAUGAGCAGUUUCUAUCCCACCUCCUCCUGUUCCUACACAUGGACAGCGGUGUCCCUCAGGGUGUCACGCAGCAGGUCACCCACAAGGUGGCACAACACCUGACAGGAGCCAGCCAUGGGGACAACGUGAAGCUUCUCAACAGCAUGAUCCAGGCUCACAUUUCUGUAAGCACUCAGCCCAAUGAAGUGGGCCCCGUUGCCGUAUUGGAGUUCUGGGUUCAGGCUCUUAUAAGCCAGCAUCUCUGGUACCGAGAACAACCCAUCCUCUUCCUCAUGGACCAUUUGUGUAAAACAGCUUUUCAGCUGAUGCAGGAAGACUGUGUGCAGAAAUUGCUCUAUCAGCAACAUAAGAAUGCUUUGGGGUACCACUGUGACCGGAGUCUGCUGUCCUCUUUGAUGAGCUGGAUCGUGGCAGGCAACAUCACACCUUCCUUUGUGGAGGGCUUGGCCCUGCCUACUCAGGUCUGGUUUGCGUGGACAGUCCUAAACAUGGAAUCCAUCUUUGAAGAAGACUCCCAGCUCCGAAGAGUUGUUGAAGGAGAACUGGUUAUAAACUCUGCAUUGACCCCCGACCAAGCUCUGAAGAAAGCCCAGGCGCAGCUAAAGCUCCCCAUCGUUCCGUCCCUCCAGAGGCUGCUGAUUUAUCGUUGGGCCCACCAGGCUCUUGUCACACCUUCUGACCAUCCUCUCCUGCCACUCAUUUGGCAGAAGUUCUUCCUCCUGUAUCUUCACCGCCCAGGACCACAAUAUGGGUUACCCAUAGAUGGUUGUAUUGGAAGAAGGUUUUUCCAAAGUCCUGCUCAUAUCAGUUUGUUGAAAGACAUGAAGAGGCGCCUGACCGAGGUGGCUGACUUCCACCACGCUGCAAGCAAGGCCCUCCGCGUCCCAGCAGAGGGCAGUGAAGGGCCACCAGUGAGCCAGGCUGGCACCCCUGCUUACCUGACCUCCCCAGAGCUGCACACAGAGCUUGUGAGGCUCUUCAAUGUAUAUAUAUUAUGGCUAGAAGAUGAGAAUUUUCAAAAAGGAGAUACCUAUAUCCCUUCUCUGCCGAAGCAUUAUGAUACUCAUAGGCUAGCAAAAGUGAUGCAGAAUCAGCAGGAUCUGUGGAUGGAAUAUUUGAACAUGGAACGUAUACAUUACGAGUUUCAUGAAACCAUUGGUCUGUGGACGCAGACCAAGCUUGAGUCCCAUUCCACACCCUGCAGUUCGUCAGUGCAGUUGGAUUUCACUGAUCCUUUGCUGGCUAAAGAAAGGGUUUUAAGUAACCUGCGGAAGCAUGAGGACCCCCAGCCUCCCCUUGUUCUGCACCCAUUGAGGCCUCCUGUGCCAGUUAUUUCCUCAGCCGUGCUCCUGAGUCAGAAGGACACCACCCAGCUGCUGUGCACAGACUUGAACCUGCUACAGCAGCAGGCCAGAACUGCAGCUCUUCGGGAAUCUCAGCAGGUUGCCCUGGAUAGUGAGCUAUUGGACACAAUGCCCAAACAGUAUGUUAAUCGAGAAGAGCAGACCACUCUGAACUUGGAGUGUAGAGGCAAUAGUGGUAAGAAGUGCCAAGGAGCAGCGGUUGUAACAGUGCAGUUUGAAGGUAUGCAUAAGAAUGAAGCAGUAAGCCAACAGCUUCAUGUUUUGCGAAAAGAAGUAAAGCAGUUGCAAGCAGAAGCUGCUAAACCACCAUCACUUAAUAUCGUGGAAGCUGCCGUGCAUGCAGAAAACUUGAUUACGGCCUUAGUGAAUGCCUACCAGUCCCAGCCCACCCCCGGGGUUCAGAAGGUGGGCAUCAGCCUCUUCUUUACUGUUGUGGAUUAUGUCAGUGAUGAGACACAGCGCCAUCCUCCCACAAGGCAGUUUUUUACCUCCUGCAUUGAGAUCUUGGGACAGGUGUUUAUCAGUGGCACUAAAUCAGAAUGCAGAAAAGUCCUUCAGACCAUCCUGAAGAAUAGGAGGCUCUGCUCUCUCUUGUCUCCUUUCUUCACGCCCAAUGCCGCACCUGCAGAGUUCAUAGAGCUCUAUGAGAAAGUGGUAAAGUUUCUGAGUGAGGACAACAGUGAUAUGAUUUUCAUGCUGCUAACCAAGUUCGAUCUUAAACAAUGGUUAAACGCCACUAAACCUCCUCUGUCUGAUCGUACCAGGCUUCUGGAGUCCAUUCAUUUGGCACUUACUGCCUGGGGCCUUGAACCAGAUGAAGAUAUUCUGAUGCCAUUUAAUCUUUUCUGUAAGCACUGGACUUAUCUUCUUCUCUACCAGUUCCCUGACCAGUACAGUGACAUUCUCAGGCUGCUGAUGCAAAGCUCUGCUGAGCAGCUGCUGAGCCCUGAGUGUUGGAAAGCCACCCUGAGAGCCCUGGGCUGCUGUGCCCCAAACUGCCAGCAGGGGGCAGCUUCUGCUGAGAGCACGGUUCUUCAAAGCUCUCCGGAUGUUCUCUUGUCAGACAAGCAGGUGAUGGAGACUAUUCAGUGGCUCUCAAACUUUUUUUAUAAGCUUCGGUUAUCCACAUUGGACUUUAAAAGUUUUGGUUUAUUCUCAAAAUGGAGUCCUUACAUGGCUGAUAUGAAGACACUCUUGGGCUAUCUUGUAAAAAGGCUGCUUGACUCAGAAAUGGCCAGCUUGGCCCAAAACCCAUCUGCCAGUAACAAAACAGUGCUAAGAACCUUGCAUUCAGUAAUUGUCCAGCUCUUUAAGCCGUGGAUCCUUGUUUUAGAGGACAAUGAAAGCAGCCAACGACAUUACCCCUGGCUGGAAAGUGAUGCUGCGGGGGCCUCAAGUGUUGUCCAAUUGUUCACUGACUGCAUUGACUUAUUGCACCAGAGUUUUAAAGAUAAGCUCUUGCCAGGUGAUGAAGGGGCCCUUCGGUUACACCUGAUGCAUUACUGUGAAGCAUGUACAGCACCCAAAAUGCCCGAGUUCAUUCUGUACGCUUUUCACAGCGCCUACCAGAAACUCCCAUGGAAGGAUCUGCAUCCUGACCAGAUGCUAAUGGAGGCCUUCUUCAAGGUGGAACGAGGAAGCCCCAAGAGCUGCUUCUUAUUUUUGGGGUCCAUCCUCUGUGAAGUCAACUGGGUCAGUGUGCUCUCUGAUGCCUGGAGUCCCAGUCCACACCCAGAGACCCAGAGCAUGAUCGUCUGCCUCCUUUUCAUGAUGAUUUUAUUGGCAAAGGAAGAUCAACUGGUAGACCAAACAGAUUCACCUCUACUCACUCUCCUAGGACAGACAAGCUCACUCUCAUGGCAUCUUGUGGAUAUUGUGUCCUACCAGAGUGUGCUAGGUUACUUCAGCAGCCAUUACCAGCCAUCCAUCAUCCUGGCAAAGGAAUCUUCUGCUGAAUUAAUCGUGAAGCUCUUGAAAGUAUCUGCAGGCCUUUCCAUUCCUACUGACGGCCAGAAACAUCGUGAUGCAGUUCCAAAAUGCCGAGCCUUCACUCAUCAGAUGGUUCAAUUCCUUAGCUCCCUGGAACAAAAUGGAAAGAUCACCUUAGCAGUCCUAGAGCAGGAAAUGUCUAAGCUCCUGGACGAUAUCAUUGUUUUUAACCCACCAGAUCUGGACAGCCAGACCCGCCACAUGGCCCUCAGCAGCCUCUUUAUGGAGGUCCUGAUGAUGAUGAACAACGCCACAAUCCCAACAGCAGAGUUCCUCCGGGGCAGUAUCCGGACCUGGAUCGGGCAGAAAGUGCACGGGCUGGUGGUGCUGCCCCUGUUGACAGCAGCCUGCCAGAGCCUGGCUUCUGUCCGCCACAUGGCCGAGACGACGGAAGCCUGCAUCACUGCCUACUUCAAAGAGGGCUCCCUCAAUCAGAAUUUAGGAUGGGGCCCCAUUCUGGUGUCCCUUCAAGUUCCUGAGCUCACCAUCGAAGAGUUUCUGCAGGAGUGCCUGUCGCUUGGCAGCUACUUGACCCUCUAUGUCUACUUGCUUCAGUGUCUAAAUAGUGAGCAGACGUUGAGGAAUGAGAUGAAAGUGCUACUCAUCUUGAGCAAGUGGUUGGAACAGGUGUAUCCAAGCUCUAUGCAGGAGGAAGCAAAGCUGUUUUUGUGGUGGCACCAAGUCCUGCAGCUGUCCCUGGUUCAGACGGAGCAGAAUGACUCGAUCUUGACAGAGUCUGUCAUUCGAAUUCUGCUCAUGCUCCAGGGCCGACAGAGCCUGCUUGCCGAGGAGAGGCUCAGCUCAGGGAUUCUCGGGGCAAUUGGGCUGGGCCGGAAGUCGCCCUUGUCCAACAGGUUCCGAGUGGUUGCCCGAGGCAUGGCUGCCUUCCUUUCAGUUCAGGUUCCUACUGAGGAUCAGAUUCGUCUGAAGCCUGGCUCUGAAUUACAUCUGACCCUGAGAGCUCAGCAGGCCCUGAGUGCUCUUGAAUCCUUGACAUCAAGUAAGCAGUACAUGGAAUACCAAGAUCAGAUAUCACAAGCCACAAAAUUUAUAAAGCACCCUGGCCACUGCCUCCAAGAUGGGAAAAGCUUCCUGGCUCUUCUUGUGAACUGCCUCUAUCCAGAAGUGCAUUAUUUGGACAACAUACGAUAGUAAUGGAUAGUCCCACCAAGGCUCUUGAGUACCCUGUUGCUGUUUACGUUUACAUUUACCUUUGCUGUUGCACAGAUUAACUUUGCUCAGUUUUCACCGCAGUUUGGCCAAUGAGUUAGUUAGCUGACCUAGAUGCAAGUUGGUGGGCACUAGAGAAUUCUGUUGUGCAUGCGCACAUGUGUAUGUGUGUGUUUCCUUAGCUCUUAAAACGUUCCAGGGACUUUGUAGUUUUUAUAUUCAUCCAACAGGAGAAACUUACUAAAUUUUACUUGGGUAGAGAGCCAUUCAUAAGAUCCCAGUCGUCCUGUGAGACCCCAGGAUGGGGUUCUUUCCUGUGUCUCCAUUUCUGUCUUCUCCCGUUUGAUUUAAAGCUUGAGACUCCCGUGCCAGAUCUAACUACUUUGGGAAUCAUGUCUAACCCUCACUUUUACACCCCAGUUGUGUUUCCUCAGGGUGAAAAAAGCUGUGAAAAUUUCUACAUUUCUCAAAUGUGGGGAAAUACACCAGUUUGAAAGUA
Molecule: messenger RNA, 8331 nt
Organism: Phacochoerus africanus (Common warthog)
Lineage: Eukaryota; Metazoa; Chordata; Mammalia; Artiodactyla; Suidae
Gene: EPG5
Product: ectopic P-granules 5 autophagy tethering factor
Exons: 44
Coding region: 81-7814 (2577 amino acids)
Biological process (GO): autophagosome maturation
Cellular component (GO): cytoplasm
Source: RefSeq, a predicted model, not a curated record